UAAUCAGCGCUUUGGUAUUUGCAUUGACUGACGUCUGGUUUAGACGAGGGGCGGAGUCUGGAGCGAUGACACGUCAGAAGGCAACAGACAGUCACGUCUCUCUUUAUAGAUGUGUAGCGACGCGGUUCUGCUAACAGCAUCUCCUGUUUACUAGCGGAGACUGGAAGUAUGAGGAUUUCAAUGCUAGUGUCUCUCAUCCGGCCGAGCGGGCCUAUUAUUGUGGGCAUCUCUCUGGGAUUCACCCUGAGCCUCCUGAGCGUCACCUGGGUGGAUGAAUCCUGCGACUCUGACUGGAUGGGAGCCGACGAGAUGCUCAUAGGGCAGCCUGGAAGCUUAAAAGGGGCCCGAAAACCCAGUUCCAUAUCCAGCGGUACCAACGACAACGGGAACGCCGAGGAGGAUUUUGAGCCCCGAAUAGUACCGUAUAACAAGCCUGCCCAAGAUGGUCCUCCCAAAAAAGUUUUCAGAGCCAAGUAUGCCAGCACAGAGCUUGGAAUCCGUGAACGUCUCUUUGUUGCAGUAUUUACCUCUAAAACCACCCUGAACACGUUAGCUGUGGCCGUCAACCGAACCCUCAACCACCACCUGGAUGGUCAUCUCGUCUUCUUUACGGGCACUCGUAAUCGUAAAAUCCCUAAUGGGAUGUCUGUGGUCGCUCACGGGGAUGAUCGUCCGGUCCCAAACAUGUUCCAGUCAGUCCGAUACCUCCUCGAUCAUCACAUCGCUGAGUUUGAUUGGUUCUACUUUGUCCAGGAUGACACUUACACCCAGCCGCAAAGACUGAAGCGCUUAGUGAGUCACCUGAGCAUGGACCUCCAGCUUUACAUGGGGCAUUCAGGAGAGUUCAUUGGAGCUGAAACCCAGGGGAGGUACUGCUACGGUGGCCCAGGAUUUCUGCUGUCCCGUGCACUGCUUCUGAAGCUACAGCCCUUCUUGGAGCAUUGCAGGACAGACAUUAUAAGUGUCAGACCUGAUGAGUGGCUCGGUCGCUGUAUCAUUGAUUACGCUGGUGUAAACUGUGUGGAGGAAUAUGAGGGGGUGAAUUAUAAUUAUUUUAGAAUGGAAAACAACAUGGACUUUCUCAGAAUGGAGAACGACAGAUUCCAGAAAGCUCUCACUGUUCAUCCUGUGAGCAGUGCAGAUCUUAUGUAUCGACUGCACAAACAUUUCACAGAAAUAGAACUGCAGAGGACCUAUGAGGAGAUCGAAAAACUACAGUCUGAGAUAAAGAACGUCAGUGAAGUAGCAGCAGAUGGAAACAAGAGUGCUCUAUGGCCCAUCGGCAUCACACCUCCUUUUGAGCCCAAAAACCGAUUCGAGGUGCUGCGUUGGGACUACUUUACAGAAGAGAACCUUUUCUCCUGUCUGGACGAUGCCCCCAAAUGCACAAUCAAUGGUGCUGAUCGUGUGGACGUGAUCGAUGUCAUCAAGGUUGCUGCUGAAGAGCUCAAUAAAAAAUACAACCCCUUUGUACAGCUGAGUGAACCACAUCUGGUGAAUGGUUACAGGCGCUUGGACCAUACUCGAGGGAUGGAGUACACCUUGGACCUGCAAUUCCAGGCUACCACAGAGUCUGGCCACCAGAAAUCAAUCACACGUCGUGUACACCUCGUGCGACCCCUCAGCCAGGUAGAGAUCAUCCCUAUGCCUUAUGUCACUGAGGCCACGCGCAUCAAUAUCCUUCUACCCAUCAGCAGUUAUGAAUCUCAUGCAGCUCUGCGUUUCCUAGAUCACUGCUCCACAAACUUGUUUGAAACCAGUGAGAAUGCAGUCCUAAACUUCUUGUUCACCUACGAACCUGCGGAGGCCCAAAAAGUGAGUACAAAUGACGUCUUUAAAGAGGUCAAAGCGAAGAUUACUGCCGUCGAGAGCAGAUAUCCCAACGUGAAGGUGUCUUGGAUCAGCAUAAAGACAGAAAGUCCUGGCGUCCUGCGGAUCCUGGACAUUGUUUCUAGGAAGCACCCAGUGGAAACACUCUUUCUUCUGGCCACAGUGGACACCGUGUUCAACUCUGAGUUCUUGAAUCGCUGCCGUAUGAAUGCCAUCAAUGGCUGGCAGGUUUUCUUUCCCAUUCAUUUCCAAGAGUUUGACCCCAUCGUGGCGUAUCCCGACCAGACUCCCCCUUCCUCACCAGAUCUCCUCAGGGAAGCUGGUCACUUUGACCGAUACACAUUUGAGGAGGCGUGUUUCUAUAACUCAGACUACAUGUCUGCGCGCACUCGGAUGCCUGGGGAUUUACAGGAGAACGAGGAGCUGCUGGAGAGCCUGGAUCUUUAUGACGUGUUUGUGCAGUACUCGGGACUGCAUGUGUUUCGCGCUGUGGAGCCUGCUUUGCGUCAGGCUUACCGCAACCGGACUUGCGACCCUCGGCUGAGUGAGGAUGUUUUCCAUCGUUGCCUUCAGAGCACUCUGGAGAGCCAUGGGUCACGUUCGCAGCUCGCCAUGCUAAUAUUUGAACAAGAGCAAGGCAACAGCACCUGAGGAGCAUUCAAGACAGCAACAGACUAGCUAACCGCUAGCAGUAAUGCUUCUUGUUUUGACAUCUCUCAAGCAGCAAACAAUAGCAAACCUCUUUGAUUAUUACUGAAUCCAUAAAGAAAUGUUCUGAGAGGAACUUUUGGAGACAUUUAACAAGAAGACACUUGAGCACUUGACUCCUGAUUUUUAAUGCACUACAAAAAUAUUAUACUUUUAAAUAUAUAUAUAUAUUUUUAAUUUUGUAUUACAGUUAUGAUGUUUGUUUGUUAUGAUGACUUUCUUAAUGUUGAUUUCCUAAUACAGUAAACGUAAUUUCCUUACAGGCUGGUGGAGUUAAACCCAAAGUAUACUUCGCAUUUGACGCAAAUGCUAACAUACAGUAUGCCAUCAACCAAACUCAUAUCCUGGGUUUGAAUUUGCCCUCGUCAAUACUAAAUAGGUGUGAUAGCUAGUUUAGAUUAAGUUAUAGAACAGUGGUGGGCAAAUUGUUUAGACCCGAGGGCCACAUCACGUUUUGCAAACCAAGUGAAGGGCCACAUGUCAAAUCCUU
This is a messenger RNA of Danio rerio (zebrafish), 3028 nucleotides long. Lineage: Eukaryota; Metazoa; Chordata; Actinopteri; Cypriniformes; Danionidae. The record is from RefSeq and is a predicted model, not a curated record.